Molecule: messenger RNA, 759 nt
Organism: Exophiala viscosa
Lineage: Eukaryota; Fungi; Ascomycota; Eurotiomycetes; Chaetothyriales; Herpotrichiellaceae
Product: Mss4-like protein
Exons: 2
Coding region: 156-626 (156 amino acids)
Molecular function (GO): carbon-sulfur lyase activity
Source: RefSeq, a predicted model, not a curated record
AAAAGAGGUCCCAUGACAUGACUCAUAUGAAUACGUGAGGCCGCCAUGCUAAUAGGGAUUAUUUCUCUUGUCUACCAUCCUCCAAGUUUCAAUAAGCGAAGUCGCUCCAGCCACUUCCCGCCUUGUUCCACGCCUCUAGAGUCAUAGCGCCAAGAAUGCCAUCCGGAUCCUGCCUGUGCGGCGACAUCACCUACUCCUUCUCAGGAGAGCCGUUGAUGAAGGCCAUAUGCCACUGCCUCACCUGCCGCAAAGUGACAGGCAGCGCAUACGCGACCGCUUUCCUGCUCCCAGACCCCGACGCAGUCUCUGCGUCACCAGCUGCCACGCCAGAACCUAAAUUCACCGACUUCAAACUCCAGUCUAAGACGGACACGCCUCUCAAGCAGAGCGCUGGAGUGCACGAAGUCGGACUGGACAUGACGUUUUACGGGUGCAGCAAGUGCCCGAGCACGCUGUUCAAGAGGGCUAACGGGCCCUUUUUGGGGGUGUUGAUCCUGUUCGGAGGGUGUUUGGACAGUAGUGAUUUAGAAGAGCUCGGAGUGCCACAAGCUGAAUUGUGGGUCAAGUAUCGACUUCCGUGGAUCAAAGAGCUUGAGAGGGCGAAGCAGUGCCAGGAGUUUGAAUGAGUCUUCUUGGUAGUGCCGACGGCCUUCGGAAAGGACGUUGUCCACAUGAGUGUUGCUGUACCGCUAUGUCAUUAGUUUACCGUCGAGGGGUUCUGGCCCGUGCUCAAUAUUAGCCUCUAUACGACAUUUCAUG